AUGGGCUACCUGAAGCGACACAUCGAGAAGAAGAAGGAGCAGCAGCGCAAGCAGGACGAGGAGCGUGUCCCCCUCGAGCGCGGCCUCCUCUACAUCUGCGACGGAUGGGAGGCGGACGUCUUCCGCUCCAAGAAGCAGUGGCAGGACCGCGUGCAUCGGCGCGAGCAGCUCGCCAUGGAGCUGACGCAGUGGAUGGAGAACGAGGUCGUGCGCGACCAGGGCAUGAUCUCCUCCUGGGACCUGUACGCGGACGGCCUGACGACCGAGAUUGGCGAGAAUGUGCAGCAGGAGGAUCCCGAGCUCGCCGACGCUCUCAAGUCGAACGAGGACGAGGAGGAGAUGAUCCAGCGCCUUACCCGCCAGGCACUCGAGUUUACCCAGAAGAUGACGACGGCGCAGCGCGACGGAGGUGAUAUCCAGGGCAUCCUCCAGUACGAGGAGAAGAAGGCCGAGAAGAAGGUUCACGACAACCUGACUGCCCCAGGUGCGUCGGCGUGUGCUACCUGCUGCCUGAGCACCAAUAUCCUCGAAGUCGAGCUGCAGGACCAGUGGCUGCACGCCAUCGCGGGGCGUGACACGGACGCCAAAACCGGUGCCGCCUGCAUGGGCUGUGCCCUCGCCCCGUCCAUGCGUAGACAUUACAAAGGCAGGGCGCAGCCGCCACCGUCGCCACCACCGCCCCUUUGGCCGCGAUCGCUUCGUGCCCGAUCAUCCCUUCCUUUUCGCUCUUCUCCCUCUUCUCAAAAGGCCGCUUCCCCUGGUACCUUCCAGCUGUCGGUCUCAUCGCUCCAUCGCUGCUCGCCACUCUGCUCCGCCAUCGAGCUCAACCUCUCCGCCCUCGACACGAUAGCCACGAUCGAACUCAGUGUUGCGCUUAGCGCUGCGAGAACUAUGACAAUUCCAAGCUCGUCACUGUACCACCAGCGGUUCGACCCGCGCCUGAAUCCUGCAGACCGCUCCCUCCUCCGACGUCUAUUCAUCAUUCCGCCCUCAGCAGCCCAGUCGACUCUACAGCGUGCGGGUGUCCCCAAGUCUCUGGCCUGGAAAGCCCUCCGCCGCAUGCGGACACAGCACGGCGCGCACGCCUACGCCGCCGCCGUGGCCGAGUACGCCCAGCACGCAUCGGGUAUUGCGUGGAUCACGCGCAGUGCUGCUGUGACGGAAUACCAGGCGCUAUGUGCUCUAAGAGCAUUCUCUGAUCCUGCAGAGGCGAGGGACCACGUCCUGCACCAGACACACCGGGUGGCGUGGGCUGGAUGCCGGUUUUGCGAACGCGAAGCAGCCGAAAGACAGAGGCGAUACAGUGCAAUCAGUGCUAGGAGCGGGAUGAGCGGGCUCAAGCCCAUCGAGGAGGGAGGACGAGGCGACGGACAAGCGGGGCGGAGCGCGAUGGACGGCUACGACCAACUGUCGGACUACCCCCCGCCCUGUCCGCCUGCUAUCGGCAUAACGCCAGCGACGCCCAUCAUCCCCUCCCGACCUCUGACACCCGCCUCUCGCUCGAGUCUCUCGCACUCCCGCUCCGACAUGAUCUCGAAGGCCGACGUCUCAAAGUCGGACGUUGGGCACGGCCUCAAGAGAACACCGAGCUGGACGAUCAAGGUGCAGACGCUGAAGAGACGGAACUCGGCCGAGGCGCCGGCUGGAGCGUUCAACGUUGUGGGCGUGCGCUACGCUCCGGCCCAGAAGGAGGAGAGGACGAUGGCACAGCACCCGCCCAAGGAAGUCGUGACCGGUCUGGGCAACUCUAUCGGAUACUUGCCGCAGGAUAUCCGGCCUCUCGCAUAG
Messenger RNA from Trichosporon asahii var. asahii CBS 2479, 1788 nucleotides. RefSeq lists its product as uncharacterized. NCBI's taxonomy places the organism in Eukaryota, Fungi, Basidiomycota, Tremellomycetes, Trichosporonales, Trichosporonaceae. The transcript has 3 exons. Bases 1 to 1788 code for a protein of 595 amino acids. The record is from RefSeq and is a predicted model, not a curated record.